Messenger RNA from Cynoglossus semilaevis (tongue sole), 3927 nucleotides. RefSeq names its product transient receptor potential cation channel, subfamily C, member 4 associated protein a (gene trpc4apa). Gene Ontology annotation, cellular component: Cul4A-RING E3 ubiquitin ligase complex. Lineage: Eukaryota; Metazoa; Chordata; Actinopteri; Pleuronectiformes; Cynoglossidae. Gene Ontology annotation, molecular function: phosphatase binding. The transcript is spliced from 18 exons. Gene Ontology annotation, biological process: ubiquitin-dependent protein catabolic process. The record is from RefSeq and is a predicted model, not a curated record.
GUCGCUGAAGUGCUUCCAACGUUUGACGAAGAGCAUUUUACUUCCUGCACAGCAGCGCAAUUCAGGAAGAGGAUAUAAUGGCGACGCUAGCGGGGUCCGAGUCCCACAGUACUGGAGGAAUACAGAGAAAUUACCCAAGCAACAUUAUCACGAAGUUGACGACCAGUAAAAUUACCGGCCAGGGUUUCAGUCGAGGGACACAGUUGCCUGGACAUUUGCUUAUAGAGAGGGACAAACAAGCAAAGUGGAAUGGCAUCCCUACUCUGCUACAGAGGCUUCAUGCGAGCAGUCAUCCCAACGAUGACCUCUCCAAUGCCCACUGCUUUCUUAAGGUUUUAUCAUCUCAGCUUUCCAUGGAAGCCAUGUCUUUUGUCACAGAGGACAGGAAGACUGCUCAGGAGUCCACAUUCCCCAACACGCACACAUUUGAUCUGUUUGGUGGAGUAAAUCUGCUUGUGGAAAUCUUGAUGAGACCCACACUAACUUUACAGAAGAAAAAACCCAAAUUGAACGAUGACCUGGUUAAAGACUGCCUCAGUGUCCUCUACAACUGCUGUAUAUGUACAGAGGGUGUCACUAAAAGCCUGGCAGCGAGGGAUGAUUUUGUUCUUUUUCUUUUUACGCUAAUGACAAAUAAGAAGACCUUCCUCCAGACUGCUACUCUUAUUGAAGACAUUCUUGGUGUCAAAAAGGAAAUAAUCCAGUUGGAAGGCAUUCCUAACCUGUCAGGCCUGGUCCAAAGCUUUGACCAACAGCAGCUUGCCAACUUUUGCCGCAUCCUGUCUGUGACCAUCUCAGAACCUGAUGUAGGAAACGACGACAAGCACACACUACUGGCCAAAAACGCUCAACAGAAGCGCAAUGCUAACCCCUCACAAGCAGAGGUCAAUCAAAGUAGGUACCUGAACUUACCCUGAUGAACAUCUGGUUUCGUUGAGCGGCUGUGUAAGUUGGCCACCAGGAAAGUGUCAGAAGCCACAGCCACAGGGGCAAAUUUCCUUCAGGAGCUUGAGGACUGGUACACGUGGCUGGACAAUGCCCUGGUUCUGGAUGCCCUGAUGCAGAUGGCAACUGAGGAGGCUGAACAGAGCAGCACAGAAUCAUCAGAUGAGAGUUCUCUGGCUACAAGCCCGUUGCGACAUCGGCUGCCACAGUCCAUGAAGAUUGUACAUGAGAUAAUGUAUAAAGUGGAGGUUCUCUAUGUGCUGUGUGUCCUUCUGAUGGGUCGGCAGAGGAACCAGGUCCAUAAGAUGCUGGCCGAGUUCCGUCUCAUACCAGGACUCAAUAACCUUUUUGACAAGCUGAUAUGGAGGAAAUAUACUGCUUCCACUCAUGUGGUGCAUGGCCAGAAUGAGAACUGUGACUGCAGCCCGGAAAUUUCAUUUAAAAUCCAGUUUUUGCGGCUACUUCAGAGUUUCAGCGAUCACCACGAGAACAAAUACUUGCUGCUAAAUAGCCAAGAACUGAAUGAACUGAGUGCCAUAUCCAUUAAGGCUAACAUCCCGGAGGUCGAAGCUUUGGUCAACACAGACAGAAGUCUGGUGUGUGAUGGGAAAAAGGGACUCCUCACACGCCUCCUCGCCGUCAUGAAAAGAGAGCCUCCUGACUCUUCCUUCAGAUUCUGGCAGGCCAGAGCAGUGGAAAGUUUCCUCAGAGGAGCCACCUCCUAUGCAGAUCAGAUGUUCCUUCUGAAGAGGGGACUUCUUGAGCACAUCCUGUUCUGCAUCAUAGACAGCAGCUGUACGUCCCGAGACGUCCUGCAGAGCUACUUUGAUCUGCUGGGUGAGCUCAUGAAGUUCAACAUCGAUGCCUUUAAAAGAUUCAACAAAUAUGUCAACACUCCAGAAAAGUUCCAGACCUUUCUGACCCAGAUCAACAGUUCUCUGGUGGACUCCAACAUGCUGGUUCGCUGCAUUGUCCUUUCACUCGACCGCUUUGAGAGCCAAACUGAUGACAUCAAAGUGGUGGAGGUUCUGUCAGAGUGUUGUCUGUUGUCCUACAUGGCCAGAGUGGAGAACAGACUGGGCUUCCUGUUUCGACUGAUCAACAUCAUCAACGUGCAGACUCUUACACAGGAGAAUGUGAGCUGUUUGAACACCAGCCUGGUCAUCCUGAUGCUGGCCAGGAGGAAGGCCAAACUGCCCUUCUAUCUCAAUGCCCUGCGGGAGAAGGAGUAUGCUGAGAAGUACCCCGGCUGUCUGCUCAACAACUUCCACCACCUGCUGCGUUUCUGGCAGCGCCACUACCUCAACAAGGACAAAGACAGCACCUGUCUGGAGAAUAGCUCCUGUAUUUCCUUCAGCUACUGGAAGGAGACGGUGUCGGUGCUGCUGGAUUCAGACAGGACUUCUCUGUGUGCCAUAACCAGCUACAUUGACGAACCUUUCAUGGAUCUAGACAGAGACCUGCUGGAAGAUUGACCAGAUGUUUUUUAUUUGUGAGGUCGCAUGGAGCCUGGACACAUGACACUGGUGGUGAUGACUUCCCUAAGAUGAGGCAUCAGCGUGAUCAUGAUCUGACUUCCCAGAUGCCAAAGACUCACCUGUCUCCAGUCUGUAUCUAUGUAAUGAAGCUGGUCGCACAGGCAGCAAAAAAACAGACAGACACUUGCGUCAUCCCUUCACUGAGUUUCUGCGCCUUAUGGACAGAAGGCUGAUAUCCUGCAUCACCAGACAGGAAACCUUGGAGAGGAUGCCGUUUUUCAUUUUGAACUGUAGGAAAUUGUAUGAAAAAAAAAUGUGAUGGAACAGAUUUUACGUUAGAAAAAAAAAAAAAAAAGAUUUCAUGGACUUGGUUUAGAACGGCCACAGGUUAAACAAUCAACCAGAUGAAGCGACCUGUGACACGGCUGAAUAAAAGCAGUCUCUUCAGUCAAAGCUACUUACAUGACAUUAGGUGCUGCUCUGCUGUCUGUCCCGUAGGGGGGAGUGUUGUCCCCUUUUAAAACAGAAUUAGUUUUAAGUUUUGGAGUUUCAGAGCCUGAAACUUUUCAAAUGCUUUUAGUCUUAAAUUAGGAAAAACCUCUUCUCUCUUCUGGGCUUAGCACAACUAACAAUGAAACCAUGAACUGUAUUUAAGAACUUACAGAAACAGAAAUAUAUGGUUGCAGGCCAAGGUUACCAUGUUAAGCCUUCAAUAAGAGACAAGUAUUCACCUGGUGUCAGAAACUUACUCAUUCAACUGGUAACUGUAAAUAAAUGGACAACGAGACUGAUUCUAUUUACAUCAGCUAAAAUGUGAGUUUGUUUUCUAUAGAUUUGCAUUUCACCAAUCUCUGAAGGUGACAGAGGCCAUGGUCAGGAAAAAAGAGUCAAGAGAGCCCUCUGCUGGAUCUUGCAAUCACUACAGUAGAUAAUAACCACUCAACAUUUCAACAAAAAACAGUCCUGGGUUGAGGAAAUCAUCUUUUACCUUUUUGUAACCUGCUUGUUAAUGAACACCUGUUCCUGUUCUACUGUCUGCUGGUUUGUUCAGUUAGGUAUCUGUUGCUGAUUGGUGCUUUCCAGGUUAUCACCGGGAUUUAAGGUCGUCAGUCGCUUGUGAGUAACCAGUUAUCUUAAACCCCUCAUUAACUGUGCUGUUCACACAGAGGCCAUUCUUGUUUCCAAGUUCUUUUCGGAUUUUUUUGUGUGUGUGUGGCUUUUAGCGCUAGAUCAAUUGUAGAAUAAACUUUUGCACAUAUAAAAAUGCUCAUCGUUUAUUAUAUUUUAACAAAUCUGCUGUUUAAAACAUUUUUCGUUUUGUACAGAAGUUUUAUCCAUGUCCUAAAAUAUGCAUUAGGAGAAAACAUAUAUACUAUGCAGGCGUUAGUGUCAUUAACAUAGAAAACAUUGAAAACCUGGUGAGGUGAAGACACAAAAGUGAAGCAGAAAUAGCUCUGGUGGUUUUUGAUGUCUUAAGGGAAAAUAAAGAUACUUGUUCAAUUUA